Molecule: messenger RNA, 1029 nt
Organism: Penicillium longicatenatum
Lineage: Eukaryota; Fungi; Ascomycota; Eurotiomycetes; Eurotiales; Aspergillaceae
Product: TauD/TfdA dioxygenase family protein
Exons: 6
Coding region: 1-1029 (342 amino acids)
Molecular function (GO): oxidoreductase activity
Source: RefSeq, a predicted model, not a curated record
AUGCAUCUGGAUCAUAUGAAAAUUCGCGUAUAUGAAACUACAUGCCCUCCACGGCCUGGUGCAGAUGCCAUCGAGCCCAUUCAGGAGGGGGUUCUGACCAUCAGACCCGUAUUUGAAUCCAGUGCUUCAUCUUUCGGAGCAGAGAUAUAUGGUGUUGAUUGGAGCAAGCCUGUUCCAUCUGAAGUUGUAGCUCAGCUGGUUGCCCUACAAGACAGAUACGCCGUAUUGGUCUUUAGAAAAACAGGAUUGACUAAUGCUAGCCACAUUUCUUUCUCUCAGCAGCUUGGAAAUGACUUGGAAAUUAAUCCAUUUUUCUAUGGCCGUGAGAAUGACCGUCUGGGAGAGCCACUGCUCUUCGAUGUAGGGAACAUCGAGUUGGACGGGUCCUUAGUGAAGCAGGACAGCCGCAGAUGGCAUCACAGUCUGGGGAAUGCUUUGUGGCAUACAGAUUCCUCAUAUCAUCAGCAAAGAUCCAAGUAUUCCAUUCUGCUUUCUCAUGGAAAUCCCGUUGCGGGAGGGUCUUGGACUCAUUUUGCCGAUACUCGGAGAGCCUAUGCAGACCUUCCUCAGAGCAAGAAAGACGAGAUUGAAGAUCUUGUUGUUGAGCAUGAUCUCUGGCAUUCCAGGAAGCUCGCGUCAUCAGAGGUCUUUAGCAACCCUCUCCCUCAUGAGCUAAAAGCAAAGCCACCGGCAUAUCAUCGGCUGGUUCAAGUGGCCCCUGAUGGACGCAAGACAUUAUACCUCGCUGCACAUGCAAAGAUGGUCUUGGGGAAAAACUUCGAAGAGAGCCAGAAAUUGAUUUGGGAACUUAUUGAUCACUGCACCCAACCCAAGUAUGUGUUUUCCAUGGAAUGGAAACAAGGCGGGGAUAUGGUUUGGUGGGAUAACCGACAAUCUAUGCAUCGCGCCAAUCCAUAUACUGAAGCGAUGACGGCUAGAGAUGUGCGGAGAUCUACCAUUCUUGAUGAUGGCGCUUUAGCAUACGGGGCAUCUACUAAAGAGAAAAUCGCUGCUGGAUGGUCACCUUAG